AUGGCUGUCAUUCUCAACAUCCUCCCCGUCAUUGUGACGGUGGUUCUGUUGGCCAAACUCCUGACCAUUGGUCGCCGGCCCAAGAACCUCCCUCCUGGACCUCCUACCAUUCCCAUCUUGGGCAAUCUUCACUUGAUGCCCACUCGGGAUGCUCAUCUUCAGUUCGAGAAGUGGGCUCGUGAAUAUGGCCCAGUCUACAGCUUGAUUCUCGGUACCAAGGUCAUGAUCGUUCUCUCGAGCGACAAGGCUGUCAAGGAGCUCUUGGACAAGAAGAGCAACAUGUACUCGCAUCGUCAGGAGAUGUACCUCGGCCAGACUCUCUGCAGUGGUGACCUCCGCAUUCUCAUGAUGGGCUACACCCCUCGCUGGCGCAUGUGCCGCAAGAUGGUGCACACCCUUCUCAACAUCUCUGCCGCCAAGUCCUACGUCCCCUACCAGAUGCUCGAGAACAAGCAGAUGCUCUUCGACAUCCUCAACACCCCCGAGCGCGCCAUGUACCACGUCCGUCGCUACACCAACUCUCUGACCACCACCAUGGUCUUUGGCUGGCGCAGCGAGACCUACGAUGACCCCAAGAUGAUGCAGCUCUUUGACGGUUUCGGCGAGUUCGCCGAGCUCAACCAGACUGGUGCUGCCGGCCUCAUGGACUUCUUCCCCAUCAUCCGCUACCUCCCCGACUUCAUGCUCCCUGCUCGUGUCAAGGCCAAGGAGUUGCACAAGAAGGAGAAGGCUCUCUAUCUGGGUCACUGGCUCAAGGCCAAGCAGGACACUCUCAACGGCACCAUCACUCGCUGCUUCUCUGAGGACUUGGUUGAGGCUCAAAAGACCGAGGGCUUUGACGACGACCAGGCUGCCUACAUCUCUGGCACCCUCCUCGAGGCUGGCUCCGACACCACCUCCAGCACUCUCUACGCUUUCAUUCAGGCCAUGGUUCUCUACCCCGAGGUUCAGAAGCGCGCCCAGGAGAUCAUCGACCGCGUCAUUGGUGACAAGCGUCUGCCCACCAUGGAUGACGAGCAGGACCUGCAGUACAUUCGCCAGAUCAUGAAGGAGGCUCUUCGCUGGAUGCCCACCACCAUCAUGGGUGCUGUCCCCCACGCUGUCACCAAGGAUGAUUACUAUGACGGUUACCUGAUCCCUGCCAACGCCGGUGUUGUCAACAACGUCUGGGCUAUCCACAUGGACCCUGCGCGCCACCCCGAGCCCCGCAAGUUCAACCCGGACCGCUAUGAGAACGACUUCCAGUCCCUCGGUGACGCCGCUGCCAACCCCGACUACACCAAGCGUGAUCAGUUCACUUUUGGUGCUGGCCGUCGCAUCUGCCCUGGUAUCCACGUCGCCGAGCGCAGCUUGUUCCUUGGUAUCUCUCGCAUCCUCUGGGCCUUUGACAUCAAGCCCUACGUUGACGCCCAGGGCAACACCAUCCUCCCCGACCAGGAGAAGCUCACGCAGGGUUUCGUCUGCCAGCCCGAGGAGUUCAAGUGCACCAUCACCCCCCGCUCCGAGGCCCGCAAGCAGAUCGUCAUCAACGAGUGGAAGCAGGCCCAGGAUGAGUGCAUCGACCCCGUCACCAAGCAGUGGAAGGUCAACCCCCUCGGCCCCGCCAGGUCCCGCAAGGCAUAG
Messenger RNA from Podospora anserina S mat+, 1623 nucleotides. RefSeq lists its product as uncharacterized. The transcript has 2 exons. Gene Ontology annotation, molecular function: monooxygenase activity; heme binding; iron ion binding. Bases 1 to 1623 code for a protein of 540 amino acids. The record is from RefSeq and is a predicted model, not a curated record. NCBI's taxonomy places the organism in Eukaryota, Fungi, Ascomycota, Sordariomycetes, Sordariales, Podosporaceae.